Staurois parvus is the source of this 472-nucleotide messenger RNA. The record is from the annotation of a GenBank genome assembly. NCBI's taxonomy places the organism in Eukaryota, Metazoa, Chordata, Amphibia, Anura, Ranidae.
AUGGGCCCCCGUACCGACUCCUCAUGCUGCUGCCAGGCCCGUAAUCUGUCAUGGGCCCCUGUACCGCCUCUCAUGCUGCUGCCAGGCCCGUAAUCUGCCAUGGGCCCCCGUACCGCCUCCUCAUGCUGCUGCCAGGUCCAGAGUGUCUCAUGGGUCCCUGUACGGCCUCCCAUUGCUGCUGUCUCCAUCGCCACACUCUGCCAUGUGCCACUUUCAGGUCUCCUCACACUGCUGGUGGGUUCCAUUUUGUCAUAGGGUGCUGUAUGGCCUCCCAUUGCUGCUGCCUCCACCGCCACACUGUGGCUCCACACUCUGGUUUUGGCCCGUGACUGCCCAAAUGAGUGAAGUGUGCGGUGAUUCUAAGAUCGACGGCACUCAUCUGCAUGUCAUACUGACUGACAGUAUUAUUUCUCUUCCCCAGCAGACUCCAAGGGCAUUUAAAUUAAAGGUACAGUGUUCUGCACUAAUAUAA